Molecule: messenger RNA, 3030 nt
Organism: Protopterus annectens (West African lungfish)
Lineage: Eukaryota; Metazoa; Chordata; Ceratodontiformes; Protopteridae
Product: receptor-type tyrosine-protein phosphatase eta-like
Exons: 13
Coding region: 1-3030 (1009 amino acids)
Molecular function (GO): protein binding
Source: RefSeq, a predicted model, not a curated record
AUGCAGCAGAAUAGAGAGGUAAUCAGAGUUUUUCUGGCCCCGCUUCCAGUCUCUGACCUGCAGGUCUCUGAAAUAACACCAUCUUCUUUAGAAUUAAACUGGAACUAUACUGAUGGUUGUGGUCCUGUUACAUACAUUGUCACAGGUGGUUCCUCGCCAAAAGAAGAACAGAUUGUUUCUGGAACAUCAGCAGUGAUAAGUAAUCUCCCCUGUGGGGAUGAGAUCACAUUUACAGUUGUCGCGGUAGCUGCUGAUGGAACAACAGAAGGAGAAGGAAAAGACCUUUCUGUCUUUACAAUCCCUCUUGCAGUCUCUGAUCUAUGGGCCUCUGAAAUAACACCAUCGUCUUUAGUAUUAAACUGGAACUAUACUGAUGGUUGUGGUCCUGUUACAUACAUCAUCACAGGUGGUUCCUUGCCAGCCAAAGGACAGUCUGUUUCUGGAACAUCAACAGUGAUAAGUGAUCUCCCCUGUGGGGAUGAGGUCACAUUUACAGUUGUCGCGGUAGCUGCUGAUGGAACAACAGAAGGCGAAGGAAAAGACCUUUCUGUCUUUACAAACCCUCUUGCAAUCUCUGAUCUAUGGGCCUCUGAAAUAACACCAUCGUCUGUAGUGUUAAACUGGAACUAUACUGAUGGUUGUGGUCCUGUUACAUACAUCGUCACAGGUGGUUCCUUGCCAGCCAAAGGACAGGUUGUUUCUGGAACAUCAACACUGAUAACAGAUCUCCCCUGUGGGGAUGAGGUCACAUUUACAGUUGUCGCGGUAGCUGCUGAUGGAACAACACAAGGAGAAGCUAAAGACUUUUCCGUCUUUACAACCCCGCUUCCAGUCUCUGACCUGCAGGUCUCAGAAAUAACACCAUCAUCUUUAGUAUUAAGCUGGAACUAUACUGAUAGUUGUGGUCCUGUUACAUACAUCAUCACAGGUGGUUCCUCACCAGCAGAAGAACAGAUUUUUUCUGGAACAUCAACAGUGAUAAGUGAUCUCCCCUGUGGGGAUGAGGUCACAUUUACAGUUGUCGCGGUAGCUGCUGAUGGAACAACAGAAGGAGAAGGAAAAGACCUUUCUGUCUUUACAAUAUCACUCAUACAUCUUUAUGUCUCAUUUUCCUUCACAGAACCUGCCACGGUCUCUAAUCUGCAUGCCACUGAAAUAACAACUACAUCAGUAGCAUUAAGCUGGACAGCUCCUGUUGGUUGUGAUGCUGUUACAUACAUUGUCACAGGUAGUUCCUUACCAAACGAAGGAUGGAAUGUUUCUGAGACGUCAACAUCUACAACUGGCUUCAAAUGUGGAGAACAGGUGUCAUUUACAGUUGUAGCAACAGCUGCUGAUGGAACCACUCAAGGAGCACCCCAAAGCAUUUCUCUCUUUACAAAACCUGCCACGGUCUCUAAUCUGCAUGCCACUGAAAUAACAACUACAUCAGUAGCAUUAAGCUGGACAGCUCCUGUUGGUUGUGAUGCUGUUACAUACAUUGUCACAGGUAGUUCCUUACCAAACGAAGGAUGGAAUGUUUCUGAGACGUCAACAUCUACAACUGGCUUCAAAUGUGGAGAACAGGUGUCAUUUACAGUUGUAGCAACAGCUGCUGAUGGAACCACUCAAGGAGCACCCCAAAGCAUUUCUCUCUUUACAAAACCUGCCACGGUCUCUAAUCUGCAUGCCACUGAAAUAACAACUACAUCAGUAGCAUUAAGCUGGACAGCUCCUGUUGGUUGUGAUGCUGUUACAUACAUUGUCACAGGUAGUUCCUUACCAAACGAAGGAUGGAAUGUUUCUGAGACGUCAACAUCUACAACUGGCUUCAAAUGUGGAGAACAGGUGUCAUUUACAGUUGUAGCAACAGCUGCUGAUGGAACCACUCAAGGAGCACCCCAAAGCAUUUCUCUCUUUACAAAACCUGCCACGGUCUCUAAUCUGCAUGCCACUGAAAUAACAACUACAUCAGUAGCAUUAAGCUGGACAGCUCCUGUUGGUUGUGAUGCUGUUACAUACAUUGUCACAGGUAGUUCCUUACCAAACGAAGGAUGGAAUGUUUCUGAGACGUCAACAUCUACAACUGGCUUCAAAUGUGGAGAACAGGUGUCAUUUACAGUUGUAGCAACAGCUGCUGAUGGAACCACUCAAGGAGCACCCCAAAGCAUUUCUCUCUUUACAAAACCUGCCACGGUCUCUAAUCUGCAUGCCACUGAAAUAACAACUACAUCAGUAGCAUUAAGCUGGACAGCUCCUGUUGGUUGUGAUGCUGUUACAUACAUUGUCACAGGUAGUUCCUUACCAAACGAAGGAUGGAAUGUUUCUGAGACGUCAACAUCUACAACUGGCUUCAAAUGUGGAGAACAGGUGUCAUUUACAGUUGUAGCAACAGCUGCUGAUGGAACCACUCAAGGAGCACCCCAAAGCAUUUCUCUCUUUACAAAACCUGCCACGGUCUCUAAUCUGCAUGCCACUGAAAUAACAACUACAUCAGUAGGAUUAAGCUGGACAGCUCCUGUUGGUUGUGAUGCUGUUACAUACAUUGUCACAGGUAGUUCCUUACCAAACGAAGGAUGGAAUGUUUCUGAGACGUCAACAUCUACAACUGGCUUCAAAUGUGGAGAACAGGUGUCAUUUACAGUUGUAGCAACAGCUGCUGAUGGAACCACUCAAGGAGCACCCCAAAGCAUUUCUCUCUUUACAAAACCUGCCACGGUCUCUAAUCUGCAUGCCACUGAAAUAACAACUACAUCAGUAGCAUUAAGCUGGACAGCUCCUGUUGGUUGUGAUGCUGUUACAUACAUUGUCACAGGUAGUUCCUUACCAAACGAAGGAUGGAAUGUUUCUGAGACGUCAACAUCUAUAACUGGCUUCAAAUGUGGAGAACAGGUGUCAUUUACAGUUGUAGCAACAGCUGCUGAUGGAACCACUCAAGGAGCACCCCAAAGCAUUUCUCUCUUUACAAUGAUGCCAGAGGAGCAGUGCUAUAUGGAUAUGCACAUCCUGGACUUUAAGUAUGAAUACAGAAAUGCAAAGGACUUGUUGUAA